Molecule: messenger RNA, 906 nt
Organism: Colius striatus (speckled mousebird)
Lineage: Eukaryota; Metazoa; Chordata; Aves; Coliiformes; Coliidae
Gene: ANKRD29
Product: ankyrin repeat domain 29
Exons: 10
Coding region: 1-906 (301 amino acids)
Molecular function (GO): protein binding
Source: RefSeq, a predicted model, not a curated record
AUGUGCAGGAUGUCGUUCAAGAAAGAAACACCACUUGCCAAUGCUGCGUUUUGGGCUGCGAGAAAAGGAAACCUGGCUCUCCUCCAGCUGCUGCUGAACAGUGGGCGAGUAGAUGUGGACUGCAAAGAUAGCCUUGGCACAACAGCUCUGAUGGUAGCUUCUUACUAUGGCCACAUAGAUUGUGUACGGGAAUUGGUGUUGCAAGGAGCAGAUAUCAAUCUGCAGAGAGAGUCAGGUGCAACUUCUCUGUUCUUUGCUGCACAGCAAGGCCACAACGAUGUAGUGAAGUUUCUCUUUGAAUUUGGAGCCUCCACUGAAUUUAAGAAUAAAGACGGAGGUACUGCUCUUCUAGCUGCUUGUCAGUAUGGGCAUGCAAAAGUAGUGGAAACUCUGUUGAAGCACGGUGCCAACAUUCAUGACCAACUUUAUGAUGGAGCUUCUGCUAUUUUCCUGGCAGCACAAGGAGGCUAUCUGGAUGUCAUCCGAUUGCUGCUUUCUUCAGGAGCAAAGGUUAACCAGCCACGGCAGGAUGGGACGGCUCCCUUGUGGAUUGCAUCCCAAAUGGGCCACAGUGAAGUGGUGCGAGUAAUGCUGCUCCGGGGAGCCGAGCGAGACGCCGCACGGGAUGAUGGUACAACUGCUUUACUGAAGGCUGCCAUAAAAGGGUACAACAACGUAAUAGAAGAGUUGCUGAAAUUCUCUCCCACUCUUGGGCUGCUGAAGAAUGGGACCACUGCACUCCACGCAGCCGUCCUGAGCGGCAACGCGAAGACAGUGGCCCUGCUCCUUGAAGCAGGAGCAGACCCAUGCCUGAGGAACAAGGCAAACGAGCUGCCAGCAGAACUAACACAAAAUGAACGCAUCCUGCGACUCCUCUGCAUGAAGGAAAAGCAAAGGAAAAGCUAA